Melanotaenia boesemani (Boeseman's rainbowfish) is the source of this 4569-nucleotide messenger RNA. RefSeq names its product ephrin-B2a (gene efnb2a). Gene Ontology annotation, molecular function: ephrin receptor binding. The transcript has 5 exons. Bases 684 to 1691 code for a protein of 335 amino acids. Gene Ontology annotation, biological process: ephrin receptor signaling pathway; axon guidance; blood vessel morphogenesis. The record is from RefSeq and is a predicted model, not a curated record. Gene Ontology annotation, cellular component: plasma membrane. Lineage: Eukaryota; Metazoa; Chordata; Actinopteri; Atheriniformes; Melanotaeniidae.
UCGGAGCGGGUGCUGAGGCGAGCAGCUCCCGGUUUUUGGUGUUUUUCUGCGGGGUUCGGAGCUGCGGGACUGGGCCGCAGUAGUCGGGCUCUUUUUGGAGCGGAACCAGUAGUAUGAGAACUUCCAUCCCAGCUCCUUUGGUUUCUUUCAUUCACGCAUUUUCCCAUUUUCUUCAUUUUGACCAUCCGACCUCAUUGUUUGCACAUUUUUCUGCUGCUGUCACCCUCACCACCACCUCCACCUCCACCCGCUAAACGGAAAAAAUCACCAUUCCACCAGCAGGCAUCUCCGUCUGUCUUGCGCUGGAUUUGGGCUCGCGCUGUUUGACAGAGACGCAGAGGGAUUUAUUUUGUGGUCUGUUUCCGCGUGCCAGCAGGUCCAGCAACGGAGACCACCAGGGAUGGAUUUCAGUGGGUUGCGGUCUCACUCCCUGAACAGAGGAGAAUAUUAAGGCACUGAGUGAACUGCUGCGCGCGCCUUUGGUUUCUGGAACAAGUCUUUCAUCUGGAGAUGCUCUGAUCGGGGCUCGCAUGUUCCCUCUGGGUCAGGAUUUAAGGUGAAGGACCCUGAACCCCUCUGUCGGAGCUCUGGUCUUCUCUUCCCUUUCCCUCCUCCUUUCUUUUCUCUCUCUCUUUUUUUUUUUUUUUUUUUUUUUGAGACGGAUCGUGCGCCGCGCGCUCGCCAUGGGGGACUCGAUGUGGAGAUAUUAUUUUGGAGUUUUGUUUAUCGCCUUCAGAGUGGACUUAUGCCGCGCGCUCAUCCUGGAGUCCAUAUACUGGAACACCACGAACACCAGGUUCGUGCCAGGCCAGGGCGUGGUGUUGUACCCCCAGAUCGGGGAUAAGUUGGACAUUGUGUGUCCUCGUGUGGAUGGUGGUGUGGGCGACGGAGUGGAGUAUUACAAAGUGUACAUGGUCCCCAAGGAGCAGCUGGAGAGCUGCACCAUCACCAAGGCUGACACGCCGCUGCUCAACUGUGUGAAGCCAGACCAGGACGUCAAGUUCACGCUGAAGUUUCAGGAGUUCAGUCCAAACCUAUGGGGACUGGAGUUCUUCAAGGGGAAGGAUUACUAUAUCAUCUCUACAUCUAAUGGCACCAUGGAGGGCAUCGACAACCAGGAGGGAGGAGUCUGCAAGACCAAGUUUAUGAAGAUCACGAUGAAAGUGGGACAAAGUCCCUCAGACCCGAUUUCACCCAAAGACAACCCCACCAGAGUACCCUACCCCCCCAAACACACCGAUAAGGAUAGCUACAACCCCAACGAUUCGCUGCAGAAACCAGGUCUAGCUCCGCGAGAAAGCAGUGAAAAUGGCGGAAAUGGCGGGAAGUCCUCCAGCGUCAUCGGCUCUGAAGUGGCCAUCUUUGUCGGCAUUGCCUCAGGCAGUGUCAUCUUUAUCAUCAUCAUCAUCAUGCUGGUUCUGCUGCUGCUGAAGUAUAGACGGCGGCAUCGUAAGCACUCUCCACAGCAUGCAACCACGUUGUCUCUGAGCACCCUGGCCACACCCAAACGGAGCGGCGGCGGCGGCAACAACAAUGGCUCGGAGCCCAGUGACAUCAUCAUCCCACUCAGGACUGCUGACAGCGUCUUCUGCCCUCAUUACGAAAAGGUGAGCGGUGACUACGGACACCCGGUCUACAUAGUCCAGGAGAUGCCUCCUCAGAGCCCGGCCAACAUCUACUACAAAGUCUGAGACGGAGCGCUGACAUGCAGGAACUGGAUCCAUCCUCGAGCAGAGUGGAGUUUAGCUUGGGAACGUGUCCCCAGCAGCUUACUCGCUCGCUCUUUCUCUCUCUGUCUCGCUCUGUUGACACCUCCCCCCCACUCCCUUCUUUCCUCUGAUGUUUAGUCACUAUAUUCUUGCCGCUCUCGAAGGUUUGCUGAUACCUUGUAGUUGUGGUUCGGUUUCUGUCCACGCAGACUGGAUGAGCAGAGGGCUAGAGAAAAGGCUGCAGCUGUCACCGCUGCUGCUCUCUGGGAAGUAGAGAGGACAGCCUCUUCUUUCCCCGCUGUUGCUCCCUGGUUUAUUUUGUGCACUGCAGCCAGCGUUGUGUGACAAAGGGGGGACUUUUCCUUUGGGAUGAACAGAUUAAUGAAUUUGAAGGAUUCAGACAGAGCAGAAAGCUUCUUGCUGGCUUCACCUUAAGAGAGACUACUGCUUGAAAUUAAGAAGGAAGAGAGACACUAAAGGAACAAUGAAGCCGGUGGAAGCUGGAUCUGGGCAGUUCGUGACAACAUGGCCGCCCUCUACCGACUGCUGAGUGAGACGGUGGAUUUACCAGCUAAAGGCGGAAGAAGCAGAGAGAUUGUUGCACUGAUCGUCUCUGGGACUUUUCCUGAGGACUAACAAAGACCACCAUCACCUUUCCACCCAUAUGUUCACCAUCACACACACAAAGAGUCACCCUGGGCAACAGGAAGUGUUUGGGCUUCUAAGUGUUGAUCAGAUCAUUUCUCUUCAUCCUCAGAUGCAUCAUCACUUCUCUCAGAUGUUACUUUAAAGUUUUUAGAGAAUCAUUUCCUGUCCAUACUUCAUAUUUCUAUUCAUAUCUUCUGGUCUAGUUCAGGUUCAGAUGGAUUGUUUAAUAACUCCAACGCUGUCUCCUCAGAAAGAGCAGGUAUGUCCAGGUGGACUUAGGAGAGUGGGUGGUGUUCUUUCUCACAGUACAUAGUGCAGCACUUUUACCCAACCCCCCUUUUACUUUUGUUGUGUGGUAUCUCCAUUCUUCUCAGCAGUCCACAGAGAGACAAAGUGAUCUCUGAAGAUGGGGAGAAGCCGUUUCCUGUCAGAGCGGUGAGGGCCUGCCUCUAGAGCCCAGAUUAGGGGCCAUGAGACACUCAGUUCGCCUUAUCGCUGAUUUUUUUCACAUCAGGUGAAGAAGAAGCCCAGGAUGAAGUUGUUGAUAGCAGAGCUGGUUGAAACUGAUCUAGGUACUGUAAUGUUAACCCACAGGGGUCCAGGGAUGAGUGAUGAUUAGGGUACCCUAAGGGCCAAAAAUCAGCAUGACCGGUGCUCUCCUAUCCUGUUUCUUUUGUUGUUUUGUUUUGUUUUUUUUGUUUUUUUGUUUUUUUUAAAAGCACAGGGACGCCUCCUUUCGUUGUCACCGUUUCCUAGUCUCCAUCAGCAUUUCCUUCCUGUUUCUUUUUCUUUUUUUUUUUUUUUUACUUUUUACUAAAUAGAUGUAAAUUUAAAAAGGACAUUAAAAGAUAAAAAGAAAAAAAUAAGAUAAGCAAAAAUCUAUUUAUGAUAGACACAUAGAGCACAGGUGUUUUCAGACAGUAUGGAGGAGGAGGAUGACGAGGAGUAAUGUUAAUAUAUAAUAGUAAAAGUGCACAUUAUGCAAUCUAUAUACCUGAUUAUCUAAUAUCUCUGGACUGGUUUAGUCUGGUUGUUUUACAAGCUGUGUCAGAUUAAAAGCCUGGGAUGGAGGACGGGUCUGGACCCGAACUCUGGCUGCAGCAGAGCUUUCUGGUCCCGGGAUGGAGGACGGGUCCAGACCAGAACUCUGGCUGCAGCAGAGCUUUCUGGUCCCGGGAUGGGGGACGGGUUCGGACCCGAACUCUGGCUGCAGCAGAGCUUUGUGACCCAGUUUUCAUAGGUGUAUACCAGUUCAGACUGCCUGUGUGACCCCCCCCAGCAGAGCAUCUCCCAAAGGAAAAGUCACAUGAAAACACAGUUUUCUUAAAAAUACCAUCCAUGUUUUAUGUGCACGUGUGUUAGUGUGUGUGUGUGAGUGUGUGUGUGUGCACGUUUACGUGACUUCACCUUCACCAUUGGCUUAGGACUUGUGACUUAGGCCUCACCCAAAGCAUCUAUCAGCCCAUUGUUGACAUUGUCAUUGAUUCAUACAGAACAUCAAAUUUCACCGAAAAGCCAAGCCUUGUAUGAUCUGAGGUUUGUGCCUCUGAGAGGCUACAAAAUCUGCAAAUAUGCAAUUCUUAUUUAUUUUUUUAAUCAAUUAUGAGAAGAAAAAAAAACCUAUGGAAAGUGUUCUUAACCACUGAAAGAUGUAACAACAAACCAACCACAAACCUAGCAAAGUAUUUCACACCAGUCUGCUGAUAGCUUUUAUUCCUGCAUUAUUUCUGCUAAUAUCUGAACCUUUCUGUUUUGACUGUGCCGUAGUAAAGGGGUAAACUGUGAAAAAAAGCAAAUGUAACACAGCUCAACAGGAAAAUGAAAAAGACAAUGUUAUUUUAGUUGCUGUCUGACUGCGGCAGAAUAUGACAAUCUGAUUAGUUUCUUUGAAUCUGGCGUCCUUUUCUUAGCUGCUGCUUGGUUAAAGCUCUCUCAACGCUGAGCCGGUUUGGACUGACCUGCUCUGAAAUGUUGUAGCGAUGCUGUGAGAGUCUUAGCACACAGGCUAGGAGAAGCACCUCAGGCUACUGUAAAAUGCCUUGCUCGUAUGGUCAGCCCUUGGUCACUUGACUCAGUAAUUUUGCACCGUACUUCUGUAGGUAAGAAACUGUAAAUACAUUCAUGUUUGUAUUGUAUAUGGAUCCUGGGUUGUUACAAUAGCCUUAUUCACCUUUGUAGGAAAGUAAAUGGGAAAGAAAAUAAAAAAACAAAA